Zygosaccharomyces rouxii is the source of this 774-nucleotide messenger RNA. RefSeq names its product putative ribosome biosynthesis protein GDT1 (gene GDT1). Lineage: Eukaryota; Fungi; Ascomycota; Saccharomycetes; Saccharomycetales; Saccharomycetaceae. The record is from RefSeq and is a predicted model, not a curated record. Gene Ontology annotation, biological process: manganese ion transmembrane transport; Golgi calcium ion homeostasis; calcium ion transmembrane transport. The coding region runs from base 1 to 774 and encodes 257 amino acids. Gene Ontology annotation, cellular component: Golgi apparatus; fungal-type vacuole membrane. The transcript has a single exon. Gene Ontology annotation, molecular function: manganese ion transmembrane transporter activity; calcium ion transmembrane transporter activity.
AUGUCUACAGAAAUCUCUGCAGCAGAUGGUGGCAAUCUACCUCAAUCUGGAUUCACAUCUUUCCUCAUGGCCGUUUCGAUGAUUGGUGUCUCUGAAAUAGGUGAUAAAACCUUCUUAAUCGCUGCAUUAAUGGCCAUGCGUCAUACUAGAUGGCUUGUUUUUUCAUCGGCAGCAUCUUCACUAGCCAUUAUGACAGUAUUAUCAGGGCUGGUUGGACACACAUUUGUUUCUAUCAUAUCGGAACGUUAUACCCGUUUUCUGGCGGGUAUGUUAUUCUUAAUCUUCGGUUAUAAAUUGACAUUGGAAGGGCUUGAAAUGUCAAAGGAUGCUGGUGUUGAAGAUGAAUUAGCUGAAGUGGAGGAAGAAAUUGCAGUCAAUGACUUGAAUACCAAUGCUACAGACUUAGAAAGUGGUGUGGUCGUAGAGAAAAAUCGUUUUAAAAGUAUUAAAGAUUGGAAAGAUGCGUUGACGCUAGUAACACAAAAAUUAUCCGUACUAUUCUCUCCAAUUUGGAUUCAAAUCUUCUCGAUGGUUUUUCUAGGUGAGUUUGGUGAUCGUUCUCAAAUUAGUAUCAUUGCUAUGGCUUCUGACAGCAAUUAUUGGUAUGUGAUCUUUGGUGCGGUUGUAGGUCAUUUUAUUUGUACUGGAGUUGCAGUGGUCGGUGGUAAAUUUUUAGCUACAAAAAUUAGUAUGAGAACGGUUACAUUAGGUGGUGCCUUCUCUUUCUUUAUCUUUGCCAUUCACUAUAUUUAUGAGGCAUUCCAAACGGACUAA